AUUAAUGGACAGGUGAAGUCAACAAAAACCGUGCUGCGGUCCACUCUGUCCCAGUUACUCGGUGCAGAGAAAGUCUUAAUUGCAAUGCAUUUAAACCAAAACGGAUACUACUUUGGUGUCCUUCUCAUUUACACCAUCACAACAAUAACUUUACCUUCGGUGGGCAGGUGUGAGCCCACUUCUCCCUCCAAACCAAGCUCUCAUUUGGCUCAACAUAAUGAAAGGAGCGUUUUAGCGACCAGAGGCCUCACUCGUAUCUCCGACCGAGGAGGAGACAGACAGCGGCCACAGCUCGACUCCAUACAGAGAGGAGAGUCGGGACCUCUCCCGCGCUUUCAGCACUUUGAAAACAGGGAAGGGACACGGAGAAAAAAUCCUGGAGGGAGGCCUGCACGGACCCUUAGUCCCAAAAUGUCGUCUUUGUCGUCUUCCAGUACCAGUUUCAAAAACCGUGACAAACUGAAGGAAGGCAAAGGGGAGAGGAUGUUUACCUUAACUAACCCCCAAGAGCACGUCUGUAGCGAAGGGAAAAGUAAGCCCGUCAUCCACGGAAAGUUUUACAUUCCUGGUGAACUUGCAGCUAACAUCCCUAAUGCGGGCUACCAGUCAGAUUCUGCUGUUUCAGCUGGCCAGGAGAGGACUAGAGGUCAGCAGUUCAGCUCUUCAGAGGAGAGCUGGCAGAGGAUGCAGCCUGUGGUGGAGUGUGGAGAUGACGCCAUGACCCUCACUGUCAGGAGGAGACGAGCUGUACAGCUGCUGCUGGACCGGGUGAAUGAGUCAUCGUUGCCCCUGUCCCAGCUGCCGCCUGACUGUGGCUACUCUGUUCAUACCACAUGGAGAGACCUCAGUUUCAUGGCUCCGUAUGAUGCCUGCCAUGUAACGCAGGAGGAUGACAGCUAUGUGUUGCCUCUGCUGUGGAGGGGAAGUCCAGUCAAGAUGUCCUGCCCAACCUCUCACCUCCAGCCUCAGGCCCCCCCACCCUCCCUCUGCUGCUCCCAGUCUGGUAUGACAAUCAAAGUGCAGAGACUGUCUACAACAGAGGAGCUGAGGAUAAAUGUCAGAGGAGAAUGGACCCCUGUGGUGGUGUUGGCUGAGAAGUGUGGCUACACUCUGGACAGACGAGAUGCAGAGAUGGUUAUCGCUGCUCCAUUUAUGACGUGUGGCAUCACAGUGAAGGAUGAAAAAUACACACUUGUUCUUCAAAUAGGAGAUGAGACUUUCACAUUAGCCUGUCCGGUCUCUCCUCUGGAAUUACUCCCACCACCCCAUCAGCCUCCGGUCAGCAGCCCUCAUCAUCCAACCAGAGUGCCAACAGAGCAUGUGCCAGAAUCCCUGGAGCCUGUUCCAUGGGCUCCACCUUUCUACUUGGCCCCACCUUACUAUCCCCACCCUACAUAUCACCGCAAGUAUCCUGUACAUGAUGCAUAUGACCCCACUACUCCCUCAUCAACUCCUGAACCUACAUUUGGUCAGCAGCCAACACUUCCUACUGAUGAUUCCCAGCCAGGCUAUCAGCACGACUACUCACACCAGGUUCCUGUCGGGCAGUAUUACAAGCAUUUUGGUGUCCACAGUUCUCGGUUAUCCACAGAUCAUGUGGAGGAUUCAAGUGAGGUGUUCCCAGAUCUGCAGCAAAAGCAAGAAACUGCUGUCUUUGGUUUCUCUGAUAGACACAGCGCUACACAUUCUCCCUCCUCGGAUACAGGCUCUCUAAUUCAUGCUGAAGCACCUCCUCUCCAGCCUCCGAACCAUGCCUUCAAUCAAUACUAUCACUACUACCACCACCCCAAAAUCCCUCUUCAUGACCCACAUCAAGACCCUGAUCUAGGACCUGAGGUUCCAUCUAUAACUAAUCCUCAAAACCCUGAAUUUCCAGUGUUAAACCCUAGCAUCCAAAAGUUGGAGGCUCUCAAUACGUUUAACUCAGAUGAGCUCCAUCAGCCUAUGCCUGAGGCUACCUCUUAUCCUUAUACCCCUCCGACAACUACACCUCAUCCUCCACAGCGGUAUCCAUACCACUACUAUUACUUUCCACAUAUUGCUAGGGGCGAGGCAAAAAGAUCAGUUCCUCUCAACCUGGACUCACCUGCAGAAGUGGAUAUCGGAGUUCAUCCACUUCCUCGCUCAUCAGCAGUUCAUGACGAAUCCAUCUUACAUCCUUACACACAUCAGCGGAACACAAAUAAAAUGAUAAGCUUGAAAAAAUAUAGCCCUGAAUGGUUCAAACAUCCUCUUUUGUUGGACGAAGAUGGUGUAAAGGACAUGCCGGAGCCUCCUGAACAGCCCUCUCCAUCACCCAGUCACAACCUUCCUCCUCACCUAUACUCCUACCACCCGUAUUAUCACUCCUAUCAGAUGUAUAAUGGACCUGAGAGGUUACAUAGCACCAACAAUCACGUGUCUCAAGCUUCAUUUAAAGAAGCUUUAGACCCUGUUCUUCAAGAAUCCCCCUCUCGACCGCAGCCUCAAACAACCACUCCACCUACGAAAUCAGUAGAUGGUGAUCACCAUGGCCCCCUGUUUCCUUACUACUAUUAUCACCAGCUCUACCAGCCACCUCACAUGUCUGCAGACAAACAAGAAGAACAACCUGCAGGCAAUAUGAACUCAAAAUCAACAUCUGACUACAGCCAGACUGAUUGGCUGGAUCCUGCCGCUGAGGCAGGGUAUCGUAUCAUUCCUCAGUCAAGACCCUUUCAUAACAUCUAUUCCCAUGAUAUCGCUCAGCAUCAUCCAUAUGAUCCUUUUGGGCAUCCUAAUGGAGAAAGGGAAGAUGAGAGGCUGGAUGGUGAAAUUAAAGAUCAACUGAAGGCCAAUCCAUACACUCCCUCUGCCUCACCCUGUGGCCUUGGCCCCGUGUCAGAUUUCGACUGCAUCGUCUCUUCAGGCUGCUGUUCGUACCCUGUGGAGGACUGCACCAUGGGACAGCAUUUGAUCUUUGCAGUGCCUGACUCUGUGGUGGAGCCCACAGUUGCCCCUCCAGCUCACCCCUCUGAGGUCAGUGAUGAGUCCUGCACACUGCAGAGGCUGACCUCUGACCCCGACAUCUACAUUGUCCCUCUGGAUGGCUGUGGAGUCAACAAGCAUGUGUUUGGUCAGACAGUGGUUCAUCAGUUGGAAGUGAAUGGGGUCCAUUCUCUUCAACAAGGUCAUAGUUCUGUGCAUGAGAACUUUCCUGUCAGGUUGAUGGUGGAGUGUAGUUCAUCCCCAGGUUCUCCAGGUGAAGUGAGGGUCCAUGUGAUGGAUCAACCCCCUCCACCUCCUUUUCACUCCACCCCAGCCACAGUCACUGUGCAACUGAGGAUUGCUACAGAUGAGUCGUUCACCAGCUUUCACCCAGAGGCUCACCUGCCUCUUGCUGUCCUGAGAGGCACACCGGUUUAUGUGGAAGUGAGCCUACUGGAUCCCCCAGAGCAUAGCCUGGUGCUGCUGGUUCACUCCUGCCUGGCCUACACUCAAGCACCAUACACCAGCUGGAUGCUUGUUUAUGAUGGCUGUCCCAGCCACACUGACUCACAGCUACUUCCCUCCCCACACCCCAACCACAUCCAGAGGAUCAUGACCUCGAGAUUCUCGUCUCUGCACUCUCAAAAUCCCACCGAUAGGAGUAAUGAAAGAUAUACUCACCUGGAGGACACUGAGAUCUUCUUCUCCUGCUUGACAGAAGUGUGUUCUGCUACAGAUGGAGACUGCACUGUCGGCUGCAUCAACAGUAAGCACGACACAGUGGAAACACAAAGAAGAAAGUGAGGAGCGGUCCAGUAAUUUCAGGAGGCUUCUUGUCCCAACGGAGACACGUUGCUGAAAUAAAGACACUUUUACACAACUGCACUGUUUUUGUUUUAUGGAAAUAACAGACAAGUCUUGAAGAGGGGAAAAUCCCUCUGGAAUAUUUAUUUAAAAAAUGUGAACUUUAAAACAAUAUAGUGCAAUGCAAUAGAAGUACAAAAAGAAAACAAGCAUUUCUAGACAUUGAAGUGUUUUUCUAAAGAGGACACUUAGUUUACUUCUAUUUGGUCACAGGAGCUUUUGGCAGGAACUGCUACAUGAAGAAAUGAAAAUGUUUUUUCUUUGAUUCCAACCAGUGUUCACAGGAUAGUUGCCCUUUACAGCUUGAAAUAAUUUGACAUGUGGUUAAACAGAUUCUAAAGAUGGAGAAAAGUCUGCAAAAUGUUUGUCACACACAAAAUGUUUGUCACACACAUUUAUUUUGUAGACCACACUGUCUACAAAAUAAAUGAAAUGGAAUUUCUGCAAUAGUCUAGAGAUGCACUAGUUAGAAAUUGAUAGUAAAAACUUAAGUGACGCUAUCUUUUUAGUGAAGCUUAUGAAACGAUUUCAGUGGAUUUGAAAGAAAAAUGGCCCCUCUGCAUUUAGAGCCAAAUCUUUAAACACAAACGCUAAUUUUUAACUCUUCCACAUGCAGCAACAGACGAGCACAACAAAUCAGCAGCAGUGUUAAAGAACUGCUGUCAUAAUUGUGCAACCCAACUACUCAAAAGUGUAACAGACAUGUGGGAGUUGGAUUUAAAGUCUUCCAUUCUCUGCGCAUUUAUUAGACGGAUGUGUUCUCAGCCUCAGAUUACUUAUCGUAUGCCCAUGAUGAUUUAGAGGCCUGUCAGGCGAGAAAGCACAUGCUGUCAAGCUGUGACAGUUUCUAGUUGGAUGAAUAAUGGCUAAUUAUAAGAAACACCCAUUCCACCAGGAGUUGCUGCAUGAGAUAUAUAAAAUAAUUAAAAAAGGCACAAUAAGAUACUGAUGGUUGUCAACAGCAUUGAACAAGCAGGUAUUUUGUUCCCUCAAACAGGUAAAAAAAAA
Acanthopagrus latus (yellowfin seabream) is the source of this 4818-nucleotide messenger RNA. RefSeq lists its product as uncharacterized. The transcript is spliced from 14 exons. Bases 85 to 3750 code for a protein of 1221 amino acids. Gene Ontology annotation, cellular component: egg coat. The record is from RefSeq and is a predicted model, not a curated record. Gene Ontology annotation, biological process: binding of sperm to zona pellucida; prevention of polyspermy. Gene Ontology annotation, molecular function: structural constituent of egg coat; acrosin binding. NCBI's taxonomy places the organism in Eukaryota, Metazoa, Chordata, Actinopteri, Spariformes, Sparidae.